Messenger RNA from Eubalaena glacialis (North Atlantic right whale), 837 nucleotides. It is a transcript of the gene A3GALT2, whose product is annotated as alpha 1,3-galactosyltransferase 2. NCBI's taxonomy places the organism in Eukaryota, Metazoa, Chordata, Mammalia, Artiodactyla, Balaenidae. Bases 1 to 837 code for a protein of 278 amino acids. The record is from RefSeq and is a predicted model, not a curated record. Gene Ontology annotation, cellular component: vesicle; Golgi apparatus; membrane. Gene Ontology annotation, biological process: carbohydrate metabolic process. Gene Ontology annotation, molecular function: hexosyltransferase activity. The transcript has 3 exons.
AUGGGUGUCUGCCCUUUGGCCAGAAUGUCCCUGCUGAGAGACAACUUCACAGGUCCCCUGCAUCCUCAGGCCCAGCCUGAAGUCCUGACCUGUACCUGCUGGAGGGCCCCCAUUAUUUGGGAUGGCACCUUCGACCCAGAUGUGGCCCAGCAAGAGGCUGUACAGCAGAACCUCACCAUUGGUCUGACUGUCUUUGCUGUAGGCAGAUACCUGGAGAAGUACCUGGCGCGCUUCCUGGAGACGGCCGAGCAGCACUUCAUGGUGGACCAGCGCGUGGUGUACUAUGUGUUCACCGAGGGCCCGGUCGCCGUGCCCCGCGUGCGGCUGGGCCCGGGCCGCCGGCUGCGCGUGGAGCGCGUGGCGCGCGAGCGGCGCUGGCAGGACGUGGCCAUGGCGCCCAUGCGCGCGCUGCACGCAGCGGUGGGCGGGCGGCUGGGCCAUAAGGCACGCUUUGUGCUUUCCAUGGACGUAGACCAGCGCUUCAGCGGGACUUUCGGGCCCGAGGCGCUGGCCGGGUCGGUGGCGCAGCUGCACGCCUGGCACUACCGUUGGCGGAGGCUCCUGCUGCCCUUCGAGCGGGACGCGCGCUCGGCCGCCGCGCUGGGCCCGGGCGAGGGCGACUUCUACUACCACGCGGCCAUGUUCGGGGGCAGCGUGGCGGCUCUGCGGCAGCUGACGGCCUACUGUGUGCGGGGCCUGGAGGUGCGCUGGCACGACGAGAGCCACCUCAACAAGUUCUUCUGGCUGCACAAGCCCGCCAAGCUGCUGUCACCCGAGUUCUGCUGGAGCCCCGACAUCAGCCGCCGGGCCGAGAUCCGCCGCCCCCAACUGAUCUGA